AUAUUAUUCGUAUGCGCGAUGUUUGUGCGCGGACGUAAUGAUAACAUCGAAGUGAUCGUUUAAUUGCUCAUUAAACUAUGUGCUGCUUACAAUAGCGAUUGUGUUAUAAAUAUUCAUUUGUAUCGAUAUUUAAUCAAACGUGAUCGAGACACACAUCUAAUCAAAAUAUAGUGUGUGUAUACAUAUCCUUAAGAGCUUUUUAAUCAUUAUCGCGAGCUAGUAUACCGAAGAGGUUAAUUUAUAGUCUGCCUAACAGAACGAGGCAGUAAUCGUAAACAAAAGUUAAUUGGUACGGCUACAACUAUUGGGUGCCGACUAAUGAAACUCGAGUUUUAAAAUUAUCUUUACGGUUACUGCCUCGUCUCGUUGGACCGACUAUACAUUUCAUUCCUAUCUAUGUAUUAAUACUGCAAUUUAUGCUGCCUCCAAAAUCAUAACUCAGAUAUACUGUUGCUUAUAUCAGUGCUAGUAUCAGUAAAAUAGAAGAAUGGCAUUGCAACGUACAUUUGUUGCAUUACAAAUUGUCAACGAUUUAAGGAAAAUAAAUGGAAAAAUGAAAUUACAUUUUCGAUCAAGAACAACAACACCUUCAGGUGCUAUUCUACCAGAACCAAAAAGAACACCUUUCGGUUUUUUGGGUGUUAUCUGCAGUGUUAUGACAGGUCUAGUCAUAGGAGCUACUUUAAGUAAAAUGAUGGCUAACUUUCUAGAAGAGAAAGAAUUGUUCAUACCUUCGGAUGAUGACGACGACGAUGAUUAAUUUACUUUCGGUAUGCAAAUUAAUUAAGGCAAAGAUUUAAGUUAUUCUUAUCAAACUUCUACAUCUUAUGUUCUUCAUAUCGAGCCUCGGUCCAAACUUUUGCAUGUGUCCCUAAAACGUACUUUGCAUAAACAAGUUUCUUAUUGUUCCUCCAUAAUCAUGUUUCAUUCAGUGUUAUCGUUUAAUCUUUGCUUGUGAGGAAAAUAGACUUCUUCCAUGUCUAUACAUUGUUUUCUGUUUCAAGAUCUAUGACAAUGAGAUAUGGAAAGAUAUAAGAUGAUGUAACAUGUCUGACAGCAGCACAUGUUUUACAUAUAUAAAUAUCACAGUAAAUCAAAUAUACAUGGUGCUUUCAAUUUUCUUCUUAGAUUUUUACUUGCACGAUUCAAGUAAUGUAUUGUUUAUUAUGAAUUUUUGCUGGAAGGCAAACUUAUUUUAUACAUACCUACAUGUAUGUCUAAAUAUAUUCCUUUAAAAUGCAUAUAGGAAAUGUAUAUACCUAGGUGUACAGACAUACAGAUAUUUUGUAAAUAUUGUUUCAAUGGAUUGCAAAAUAAACACAAUGCAAAGAAACAA
This is a messenger RNA of Bombus terrestris (buff-tailed bumblebee), 1336 nucleotides long. RefSeq names its product essential MCU regulator, mitochondrial (gene EMRE). The transcript is spliced from 2 exons. Gene Ontology annotation, cellular component: uniplex complex; mitochondrial inner membrane. The record is from RefSeq and is a predicted model, not a curated record. Lineage: Eukaryota; Metazoa; Arthropoda; Insecta; Hymenoptera; Apidae. Gene Ontology annotation, biological process: mitochondrial calcium ion homeostasis; calcium import into the mitochondrion. The coding region runs from base 488 to 760 and encodes 90 amino acids.